This is a messenger RNA of Plasmodium berghei ANKA, 621 nucleotides long. RefSeq names its product transmembrane emp24 domain-containing protein, putative. The record is from RefSeq and is a predicted model, not a curated record. Gene Ontology annotation, cellular component: COPII-coated ER to Golgi transport vesicle; endoplasmic reticulum-Golgi intermediate compartment; endoplasmic reticulum. Gene Ontology annotation, biological process: endoplasmic reticulum to Golgi vesicle-mediated transport; intracellular protein transport; Golgi organization. Bases 1 to 621 code for a protein of 206 amino acids. The transcript is spliced from 4 exons. Lineage: Eukaryota; Apicomplexa; Aconoidasida; Haemosporida; Plasmodiidae.
AUGAAUUUUCCUAGAAAACUAAUAUUAUCAUUAUUAUGCAUUUGGGUGUGUUUUCUUCACACAGCAUUUAGUACUCAUUUUACUAUACGCCCCUUAGAGAAUGAUUGUUUUUAUUUCAAGGUUUCGAAAAAUAACGCUAUUGUUGGAUCUUAUGAAAUAAUGGAAAAAUACAAAAGCUGCUCAAUAACUAUUAUGAGCAUAAAUGAUAAAAAAAAAGAUAUCGUUUUUAAAUCAGAAAACAAACAAGAUAGUUUUAAUAUUAAGACCGAGAAAUCCGGAGCAUAUUCCUUUUGUUAUGAUAAUAAAAAAAAUAUAGAACUUACAAUAAUGUUUACUAUUAGAGUAAAAGAAAAUCAUGAUGAAGAUGAUACAGAGAUAGGGACAAAAGAUGAUGUUGACAAAAUAAAUGGCCAAGCAUUUGAUUUGUAUUCCCAAUUUUUGGAAGUUUUGGAUCAACAGGAGAGGAUGAUGGAAAAGGCAGAUUUAUACAAGCAAAUUAAUGAUAAAAUAAAUUCACAAUUGAUAAUAUGGUCAGAAAUAGAAAUUAUUUUAUUAAUUAUAUUAACAAUAAUUCAUAUAUACUAUAUUAAAUCAUUUUUUGAAAUAAAAACAAUUGUUUAA